CCUUGUGAUUCUAUUUCCUCAACAAACAAAAAACUAUGUGCUGACAGGUGAUAUGUUCAGGACUGAGAAGGAGUGACUAAUGAAUCACCCUUCUUAACUGAACUCAUAAAGUGUUUAUCAGGAAGCACAUACAAUAUAUAAGGCUCCCUCUCCCUCUUCACAGUUUCAUGUCAAAUCUCCUCCUGAAUUCCGUUCUUCCUCUCAGUUCAAAAAUGAGUGCUGUAAAGAUUGAAGAAGCUUCCGUGGACAAGCUGAAGAUACACCUCACUGCUACUGCCUGCCUGCAGGAGGAAGAUAAAGGAAAGCUUUCAAGGAGCACAGCUAAAGAAUUUAUCCUUGAUCCUGGAGCUUGUGAUUUGCAGAUCCACUACAACACGAAGAGGGAGACAGAAUUGAGGAGGAGCCGGAAUCUUCUUUCAGCAAAUCAUGUGAAAUGUGUGGUUUCUGGUAAAGUACUCCAAGGAAAACUUCUCAGAAGCAUCUCCCCUGAGUCUCGUGUUAAGCUUCACUGCUGCUAUGGAGUAGUGAUCGUGGUCCUCACUGUAGCUGUAGUUGCUCUUUCUGUUGCUUUGUCAGUGAGAAACAAAAUUCCAGUCAUGGAGAACUGUGAACCUUGCUCUGCCACAUGCCCAAGUGGCUGGAUUGGAUUUGGAAGUAAAUGCUUUUAUUUUUCUGAAGAUGUGGGAAACUGGACAUUCAGCCAGUCCUCGUGCAUGGCACUAGAUUCCCAUCUAGCUCUGUUUGACAGCCUGGAGGAGCUGAUUUUUCUGAAGAGAUACAAGGGACCUUCUGACCACUGGAUCGGCCUGCAUAGAGCGUCAACAAAGCACCCUUGGAUAUGGGCAGAUGACACUGAGUAUAGCAACUUGGUUCUCAUCCGAGGAGGAGGACAAUGUGGCUUCCUGAGUGACAAUGGGAUCAGCAGUGGCAGGGACUAUACACAUAGGAAGUGGAUUUGUAACAAGUCCAGCAGCUACACCUCACAGUACCCACUAUUUGUAAAUCCAAGCUAGGGAAUGUACCAAGGGAAAGCAUGUGUGAGAAACAGAUGCUCUGUGAUCUGUUAUCUACAGUUGCUGCUCUACUCAGGACCUACCAAAGCCAUGAACAAAAUCCAUCAAUAACCACAUUGACAACAAAGAUGAAAACUAGCUUAGAGGAUCAUAGGAAUACUACAUAAAUUUUGGAUAAAUGAUUCUAAAUUAAAUCGGUAUUUGGGUAUGAGUUAGUACUGAUAUCUAAAACUAAAGUAUAAACAAAACUGUGUUGGUGAGCUCCAUUUUAUCAUCAGGAAUGAACAUUUUCAUUGGUCCUUGCUAUAAAUUCAGGGGAUAUGAACCCAUGAAAAUUAUUAGUCACAAGAAAUAUGAUAAUUGGCCUGUGGCUUCCAAAUAUUAUAGUAAGUAUGGUCAUCAUUCUUUUUAAAAAAUUCAAUAACAAAUAUGGAGGGAAAUCUAAACCAGAUGGAAGGCAAUGCUGUAUACUCUGUCAUUUAAUAGCAUUGUCAAUUAUUUUUAUACUUUAUUUACGAGUUUUUUAAAAUUGAAACAGACUAAGAAUAUGAUACAAGCAAAUGUCAUUUUAUUUUCCAAAUUUAAACUUUUUUGAGAAUUCCAUACGAGUGUAUGACAUUUGAAUUUUAUUCUUUACUAGGUUCUUUUCAGAUCAGGAUAAAAUUGGUUACUGAACCUCCUUCAAAGCAUUUGAUCCCUAAUCUUGUAAUCAUUUACACACACAUAAGUUUUAAGAAAAAAUAUUAACAAUAUUUGGAUAAUGUGCUACACUGUACUGAUGAGUCCCAAAAAGGACGAAAUAACAGGUCAGUUAACACUUUCGUCUUACUUUAUCUUUGGAUUAAACCUUCUCACACAUGCUAGGCAAACACUAUCCUACCGAUAUUACACUAUCCCUUUUUAUAAAUUUUUAUUUCAUAACAAGAUCAUUCUGUAAGCCCCAGAUGGCUAGGAUUACAGCUGUGUAUCACCACAGAGGCCUUGCUCUAUUAACGUUUUAGUUCAUGGAGUUCAGGGACAGGACUAUGAUACCAAUGGUAAAGGCACCAACUACUAAGACUGAUAACUUGAGUUCAACAUCUGGAUUAGCAUGUUGGGAGCAUAAAAUCGUCCACAGUAUAUUGUUUGUAAACUUCAAACUUGCACUGUACCCAUUCACAAACAAACACACACAAAUAUAUUAAAAUGAAGUAAAAAAUAUUAA
Molecule: messenger RNA, 2217 nt
Organism: Rattus norvegicus (Norway rat)
Lineage: Eukaryota; Metazoa; Chordata; Mammalia; Rodentia; Muridae
Gene: Clec2h
Product: C-type lectin domain family 2, member H
Cellular component (GO): plasma membrane
Molecular function (GO): carbohydrate binding
Source: RefSeq, a predicted model, not a curated record